CGGCCAAGAUGGCGGCGCCCAGGGGCUGAGGGACGAGGGCAGCGGGGGACACCACUGUUGCCGCCGCCGGGCCAUGAAUGUGGCGCGCUGCUGCGGCCCGGCCCAGGCUGUGCCAGGCUUAUUUGUUUGGCACCUUCAGAAAAGAGCGAUACAGCAUAUGCCAUGCAAGCUUAUACAAAUUUGCAGGCUAGCCAGUAAAAGAUGGAUUACAUUUCAGCACUUUAGCUUCCUCAAACGAAUGUAUGUAACACAGUGCAACAAAAGCCUCUAUCAGCAAGCAAAACCGAAGCCAGAUCCAGUUGCACCUCCUUUCCAGGAGAGGCAACAUUUGGGGCAUGAAAAAAUGGUUAUACAUAAGAUUAAGCCAGUUUCACUUCCCUGCCUACCUUUGCCUGAGGCAUCAAAAGGAGCUGAGUUCAGCAAAGCAAAGUUAGCUGCAGAAAUAGAAGACUCAGCAACAUCAGGAAUAGAAGAAUCCAAGGAAGAAAAACAAUGGAAAGAAAUGAAGUUACAGCUGGAUGAUUUACCAGGAAUUUUAGCACGUUUGUCCAAAAUCAAACUUACAGCCCUGGUUGUGAGUACCGCAUCAGCUGGAUUUGCUAUGGCUCCAGUCCCUUUUGACUUCACUUGUUUCCUGCUUGCCUCUGUUGGAACUGGACUUGCUUCCUGUGCUGCCAACUCCAUCAAUCAAUUCUUUGAGGUUCCAUUUGAUUCAAAUAUGAACAGGACAAAGAACAGACCUCUGGUGCGAGGACAGAUCAGUCCACUCCUUGCCGUGUCCUUUGCUGCCUCCUGUGCAAUUCCAGGAAUCGCCCUGUUGACACUGGGAGUAAAUUCUCUCACUGGGGCGCUAGGAGCUUUCAACAUUUUCCUCUACACAUGUUGUUAUACACCAAUGAAAAGAAUGAGCAUUGCCAACACAUGGGUGGGGGCUGUUGUUGGUGCCAUUCCUCCCAUCAUGGGCUGGACUGCAGCUACUGGCAGUCUUGAUCCUGGUGCAUUACUGCUGGGAGGAAUUCUGUACUCCUGGCAGUUCCCUCAUUUCAAUGCCCUGAGCUGGAACCUCCGCGAGGAUUAUUCCCGAGGAGGAUACUGUAUGAUGUCCGUCACCCACCCAGCAAUGUGCAGGCGGGUAGCUCUGCGUCAUUGUUUGGCCUUAAUUGGACUCUCAACAAUGGCUCCUGUCCUCGACAUCACCACAUGGACUUUUCCUGUCAUUUCACUCCCUAUCAAUCUGUAUAUUUCCUACCUCGGCUUUCGGUUCUACAGGGAUGCGGACCGCAGCAGCUCCAGAAGUCUUUUUUUCUGCAGCCUGUGGCACUUGCCAAUGCUUCUGCUUCUCAUGCUCACAUUUAAGAAAUCUCUAAUAGAGAAUGAUGAUAAAGGGAAGCUUCCAAGCUGAAAUCCUGGCAAGGUACUGAAAUCAGAUUGCCUUAAUGUCAAUUAGGUGUUGUCAUCCCUGUUUCACUGUCAAACAGAGAGUAUGUCAGUAACUAUAUGCAGGGAAAAUUAGGGUGAUCUUUUUGAAGAUAAUCUUUUGUGCCCAGUGACCACUUUAUAUAAAUCGUUUUCUAAGUUCUUUUUAAAGGGAAGGGACUUCGUUAAUGGCAGAGCUUGGUGAAUGGAAUUCAGGUCCCUUUACUGCACUUCUUAGGUCAUGAGUUAAAAUCCAGUCUAGGUCAGAGACUCAUAAUUUUUUAUGGCUUCCUCCUGGUCCAUGUGAAACGAAUGUGGUGAGUCUUGGACUCAUGUUUAGUAAAAACAGAUCCACGUUAGAAAACAUCUCCAUCUCCCUCAUUUGACCAGCGUCUUUGGCAGUCUUAGAGAAGAAGCUAAGAUGACUUGGCAUUAAUGUUGUUCUUUCCUCUCAUUUCCCAAUGAAGUGGGCGUCCAUUCUUGAAACUAGAGACCUAUUGUUGGUGUUCCCAAACACCAGAGGGCAAAGGGAAGUUCACGUUGCCACAGUCUAUUCCGUCCCUGUUCUGUUACUAAACAGAAGGCUUCAGUAUCUGGGACUGUCAGCCUGGCACCUUUCACAAGGCUUAAAUUCACUUUAAUAAGUUUUCAAAGCUUCCAGAUUCUUUUCUAUUAUUUUUUUUCAAUAUUUUGAAAGGCAUCCUACUACACACUGCACAUUAGCAUUUAAACAGCCUCCAGCUGAACAAAGUUAUUUCCUAAUAUAUUGCUUUCAGAUUCUUGUAGCCCAAUUGUUAUUAUAUUGCCAUCACAAAGGAAUUUCUGACUCUCCCAAGUUUUUAUGAGAAAUCUUAAAAACGAACACUUGGGGCAAAAUUUUCAACUGGUACAAAUUGACAUAACCAUGUUGACUUUAGUAGAACUCUGCUGAUUUACAUCAGCUGGGGAUCAGGUCUUUAGAGUCCAAGUGUAAGAGUUUUAUAUGCUAAUGUGUAAUCUGCCAACCUGCUGAGUCUAAGACCGUCUGCUCAUGAGGUAUUUCCUAUAAUUAGUUGAAUUGUAGGCUUACUUUAAGAAAUAUAACAGCUGUAUUGGGUACCAUGGUACAGUUGUGGUUCAAAAACAAGGUUGCUGUGGGGUAUAUUCUUAGUGAGGAUCACAUUUCAUCACCCUUGAGGAAAAGCCAGUUUUGUUCCAGCUGUUUUGAACUUAGAAACUAGCAAGUUCAAAUUGCUGAUGCAACCAUCAAAGCUGCUGUGCAACAAUAAAGCUCGUCCUCACUAGGAAAAUGCAUCAUACAUGUCAGCUGGCAUGGUUAAAACAUUCCUUGUAGACAAGGACUGAUAAUUCUGUGAUCACAGUUGCAGUUUGCAGCUAAAUCAGGGCUGUGAGACCAAUGUAAAUGUGACCAGCUAAAAUAAUGGUAAACAAAACAACACUCUGUUUAGACAAGGAUUGGGUUCAUCUUAUGGUGCUUGACAUGUGUUAAAACUUGAUGCAUUUUCACGUGAAGAUUUUUCCAGUGUGGAUAGGGACCAGUCUAGGGUGGGACUAUGUAUUGAGUUCUGCUCCCAUUCCCAUCCCAUGGAAAAUCUGCCCACUCUUGCAUUUGAUUUUGGCUCCCAUCCACAACUUAAAUUCUGCAUCAGGAAUAGAUUUUUGUCUGAUCACUAUAAAUAAGUAAAUGAAGUGUAAUCACACAAUCAAAAGUUUUGUUUCUUUUCUGUCCAGUGAUGCCUCAACACAAUUUAUUUUUUCUUCAGCUUGUUGGCAGGUCUGAGCAGUAUUCCACUCCAAUUGCAGGAUUCUGCAGUGUAGCGCUGUUGUGCACCAGAUCCAAGGGCUUCUGAGUUCUGGGAAACAAUAGUUGAUCUAGCCUUAUUAAGCCUUUCAGGAAAUGUCAUUGAUCUGCCACUGUGUCCUCAUCAUCCUGGUAUAAAAAUUUCACAGGACAUUUCAGUGAUACAGGCCAAGAUUCUAGUCUGAAUUGCACUGCUGUAAAUCAGGAAUGACUCCACUGACCACUGUCUCUGCUGGAAGGGGUGCUGUUCAAGAACAGAACCAGGAGCUUUACUUGACAUUUAAACAAUCAGUUGUGAGAUUCGUACUUUUCACAAGUGAUUUCAGAUUACUGUUUAUCUGAAGUAAACUGUCUUCAUAGUAUUCAAGUCAUUUACUGUGGAGACCACGUCAUAGGAACAUGAGGAAAUGACCUGCCAUCUAAUGUUGCUCCAGUUUUUUUUUAAAUGCAUUGAGUUUGUUUUUCUGCAAUAAAACAUGCACUGUACAAAAGCCA
This is a messenger RNA of Gavialis gangeticus (Gharial), 3712 nucleotides long. Its product is annotated as protoheme IX farnesyltransferase, mitochondrial. Gene Ontology annotation, cellular component: mitochondrion; mitochondrial membrane. Gene Ontology annotation, biological process: heme biosynthetic process. The transcript is spliced from 7 exons. NCBI's taxonomy places the organism in Eukaryota, Metazoa, Chordata, Crocodylia, Gavialidae. The coding region runs from base 74 to 1402 and encodes 442 amino acids. Gene Ontology annotation, molecular function: protoheme IX farnesyltransferase activity. The record is from RefSeq and is a predicted model, not a curated record.